Poecilia latipinna (sailfin molly) is the source of this 980-nucleotide messenger RNA. RefSeq names its product transmembrane protein 251 (gene lyset). The record is from RefSeq and is a predicted model, not a curated record. The transcript has 2 exons. Bases 416 to 772 code for a protein of 118 amino acids. Lineage: Eukaryota; Metazoa; Chordata; Actinopteri; Cyprinodontiformes; Poeciliidae.
ACUAAUAUUGUUUUAGAAUAUCUGAAAAGCUUCAUAUUCGCUGCUUUUCAUUUCAGACACUGAAAUAGAAACAUAAAAUUUAGAAUGAACAUUUAAAAAGGCAUGGUUAUGUGUUUAUAUUGUCAGCUCUCCUUUCAGACAUUUUUCUUGUGUUGACUAACUUAAGCUGAUUCAGUAAACAUCCGUUUGGUCGCCAGGAGGCGCUCUCCAUCACUAGAUUCAAUGACGUUGUGUCAGAGUCACAUGAUUAAACAGGAAGAAAGGCGAUCGGUUCCGGACCGAACCAGCUGCUGAUUGAAACCGAGUCCGAACCUGGAUUUUACUUUGAAAGAAUCAGCGCGAGGGAAGGUAGGAGCUGCUGUAGCGCGAGCUGACAGGUGACCAGACACGUGGCUGCGCGAGACCAGUAUGGAGGAUGAUGAACUUCCGCCAGAGGAUGGGCUGGGUGGGCGUGGCUCUCUUCCUGCUGCUCAGCAUCAUGGCCGCCUACUUGGUGUUUGAGGUGGUCAGUCUGGAGCGCGUGCAGAGCGACGGCUCGUUGGCGCUGCCCCCCGCCGUCUCCGCCCACCUGCCGCCGCUUCCUGUGUGGGCGUGGGCCUCCGUCUUCCUGGUGCCGUACCUGCAGCUCUUCCUCUUCCUGUUUUCGUGCACCAGGGCGGAUCCCCGCGCCGUCGGCUACUGUGUGCUUCCUGUCUGCAUCUUCCUGCUGUGCAGCCGCCGUGACGCGCCCAAACCAGCCAAUCACAGAGCCGGAUUGCUCAUUCACAUGUAGAGACAGAUGGAUAAGUGUGAUGUCACUUACUGUUCCAGUAAACAAACUUAGCGUCUGCACCACCCUCAGCACAGACUGUCGGUCUCUGCUGACCAAUCAGAGAGCAGCAAUUUCUGUUUGUUUUUUCUGUAUUUAAUGACGUGACGCACUGGUUACCAUGGUAACUUUAAUAUGACAUUAAUAAAACGAAACAUGACGUUUCACAGCA